UACAUGCCACUAAGGUGGCGCCCUAUUGCGGUGAACAUCGAAACCAAGACCCCAGACGGGUCGUCUCAGGAGGGCAUGGCACAGUUGUCCGUGUGGGCGGCUACGCAUUUUGAGAGGUUACGGGCGCUGAAAAAGAGCAAGGCGGCGAUCCUUGGAGAGUCGCAGAAAGAGGAAGCUCUUUCCACGGCGCUACCUCUUUUACUCAUUCAGGGUUCAACUUGGAGCCUGUUCUUUGCUGUUGAUGGUACUGACCGAAUUGAUAUCUUCAACGGAAUUGUAAUUGGCGAUACUGCGACAAUACUUGGCUGUUACAAGGUUGUGGCUGCUUUGCGGGAGUUGGCAACAUGGAGUGAAACUACUUUUCGGACAUGGCUA
This is a messenger RNA of Fusarium vanettenii 77-13-4, 375 nucleotides long. RefSeq lists its product as uncharacterized. The annotation marks the transcript as partial. The record is from RefSeq and is a predicted model, not a curated record. The transcript has 2 exons. Lineage: Eukaryota; Fungi; Ascomycota; Sordariomycetes; Hypocreales; Nectriaceae.